Messenger RNA from Danaus chrysippus (African queen), 1848 nucleotides. NCBI's taxonomy places the organism in Eukaryota, Metazoa, Arthropoda, Insecta, Lepidoptera, Nymphalidae. The record is from the annotation of a GenBank genome assembly.
AUGUGGCCGGCAUCUCAAUAUUCACAUACAAACCACCAGGCCAACGCCUCCAAGUCCAAUGAACAUCAAAACCAACAGAAUCUGAAGACGUUGGGCAUGACUUCAGCUAUUUCUAUGGCAGGUCCGAAACCCAUUGACAUUGAAAAGACAAAUGAGCUCAAGGAAUCGUUGGUUCCGUUUGGUGUUUUUGAGUCCGAGGCUGAAAUGCAUCACAGAAUGGAGGUUCUGGGAUCAUUACACCGAUUGGUCAGACAGUGGAUAAGAGACGAGUCUUUGAGGAAAAACAUGCCACCCAGUGUGGCUGACACAGUCGGAGGAAACAUAUAUACAUUCGGAUCAUACAGGCUCGGGGUGCAUCACCGAGGCGCGGAUAUUGACGCUCUGUGUGUAGCUCCAAGACACAUCGACAGAUCAGACUACUUCCAGUCAUUCUACGAACUGCUCAAGGAACAACCUCAAGUUAAAGAUCUCAGGGCUGUAGAGGACGCGUUCGUGCCAGUCAUUAAGAUGAACUUCGAUGGCAUUGAAAUAGAUCUGCUGUUUGCUAGACUAGCUCUCAAAGAAAUACCAGAUUCCUUCGACCUCCGAGAUGACAUGCUUCUCAAAAACCUGGAUCAGAAGUGUGUGAGAUCACUUAAUGGAUGUAGAGUGACCGAUGAAAUACUCAGAUUGGUCCCCGAUAUUAAUACAUUUAGACUCACAUUGAGAGCUAUAAAACUAUGGGCUAAAAGGCACGGUAUAUAUUCCAAUACAUUGGGUUACCUCGGCGGAGUGUCUUGGGCUAUGCUAGUAGCUCGUACAUGUCAAUUGUAUCCCAAUGCAUUACCAGCUACAUUGCUACACAAGUUCUUCCUAGUCUUCAGUCAAUGGAAGUGGCCGCAGCCAGUACUCUUAAAACCACCGGAUUCAGUCAACCUUGGAUUCCCAGUAUGGGAUCCUAGAGUGAAUAUGUCUGAUCGAUACCACCUAAUGCCCAUCAUAACUCCGGCAUAUCCACAACAGAACUCAACAUUCAAUGUAUCAGCAUCUACAAGGACAGUCAUUAUGGAAGAAUUCAGGCUCGGUCUCGCUAUAACCGAUGAGAUAAUGCUUGGAAAGUGUGGCUGGGAGCGUCUGUUUGAAGCUGCAAAUUUCUUUUCUCGAUACAAACACUUCAUAGUAUUGUUAGCGUCAUCAGCUAGUAAUUUGGAUCAAUUGCCCUGGUGUGGACUGGUUGAGAGCAAGAUACGACAUCUCAUAACCACAUUAGAAAGAAAUCAGCAUAUAACAAUAGCUCAUGUGAAUCCAGAGUGUUACAACUCAGUACCUCUGAAUACUAACAAUGGACAACCACUCGCAUUACCUCCAGGUACACCAGUACAAACAGAAGAAAAUGGGACCGCUGAAGUGAAAAAUGAUAAAGGCGAGGUGGUAGCAAAUGUGUGCUCUAUGUGGUUCAUAGGUCUAGUGUUUGACAAGACAAAUGUGAAUGUGGAUCUAACAUAUGAUAUAUCAUCAUUCACAAAAGCCGUUCAUUAUCAGGCCGAGAAUACCAAUGUACUUAGAGAAGGAAUGACUAUAGAGGCUCGCCACGUUCGUCGUAAGCAACUUCAUCAAUAUCUGUCCCCAUCACUACUGAGGAGGGAAAAAGUUAACAAAAGAAAGAAUGAAACACUCGCUGUCCAUACUAAGAAGGCUAAGAGGGUCUCGGAGAGCAGUGCGGACGAGGUUAGCGUGUUAUCAUACACCGAGGAUUCGAACUCAUCAAACAUGUACGAAGUUAACGUACAAAACGGACAACAUCCGGAGCAAAACACUAGCGAAAAAGUCGACCGGGCGUCAAGCUCGAGUGGCAUAGCGUGCACGUAG